Diutina rugosa is the source of this 6321-nucleotide messenger RNA. It is a transcript of the gene URA2, whose product is annotated as bifunctional carbamoylphosphate synthetase/aspartate transcarbamylase. Gene Ontology annotation, biological process: UTP biosynthetic process; L-glutamine metabolic process; L-citrulline biosynthetic process. The transcript has a single exon. NCBI's taxonomy places the organism in Eukaryota, Fungi, Ascomycota, Pichiomycetes, Serinales, Debaryomycetaceae. Gene Ontology annotation, molecular function: amino acid binding; aspartate carbamoyltransferase activity; metal ion binding. Gene Ontology annotation, cellular component: cytosol; cytoplasm. The coding region runs from base 1 to 6321 and encodes 2106 amino acids. The record is from RefSeq and is a predicted model, not a curated record.
AUGGAAGGCGAUGCCGCUCGGUUGAUGACCCUCGAGACCCAAGACGGCGUGGCGUUGCAAGGGUACUCGUUUGGGGCCGCCACCCCUGCCUCCGGUGAGGUGGUGUUCCAGACGGGGAUGGUGGGCUACCCCGAGUCGCUCACCGACCCUUCGUACGAAGGCCAGAUCCUCGUGAUCACCUACCCCCUCGUCGGCAACUACGGCGUCCCCGACCGCCACCUCAUGGACGACGACUACUCCCCCGCCCUCCCCAAGUACUUUGAGCUGAGCAAGAUCCACGUCGCCGGGGUCGUCGUCGCCCACUACACCGAGGAGUACUCCCACUACCUCGCCAAGCUGUCGUUGGGCCAGUGGUUGAAGGAACAGGGCGUGCCUGCCAUCUACGGGGUCGACACCAGACAACUUACUAAGCGGUUGCGUGACAACGGGUCUACUCUUGGUCGUUUGUGCUUGGCUAAGGAAGACGUCGACCCGGCGCUGUUGACGUUGGACACCUGGAAACCCCACUUCGACAUCCCCGAAUGGGACGACCCCAACGUCAAAAACCUCGUGGCGAAAGUGCUGACCACCAAGCCGGUGUUGUACAAGCCUGAAGGUCCUGUCAAGACCGACAAAAACGGCAACCCGUUGCGCAUCCUCGCCGUCGAUGUCGGGAUGAAGUACAACCAGAUCCGCUGCUUUGUCCGCCGCGGCGUCGAGCUUUUGGUGGUGCCCUGGGACUACGACUUCACCCAGGAAAAGUACCACGGGCUCUUCAUUUCCAAUGGGCCCGGUGACCCCCAGGUGAUGACGCUGACCGUCGACCGCUUGGCCAAAGUGUUGCAGGAAGCCAAGACCCCCGUGUUCGGUAUCUGUUUGGGCCACCAGUUGAUGGCGCGGGCCCUGGGGGCGCUGACGUUGAAGCUCAAGUUCGGUAACCGUGGCCACAACAUCCCCUGCACCAACACCAUCUCUGGUCGUUGUUACAUCACCUCGCAAAACCACGGGUUCGCCGUCGACAAGCUGACCUUAACUGCGGGUUGGGAAGAGUUGUUCGUCAACGCCAACGACGGCUCCAACGAAGGGAUCUACCACACCCUGAAGCCGUUCUUCUCGGUGCAAUUCCACCCUGAGUCCACCCCGGGUCCCCGCGACACCGAGUUCUUGUUUGACACUUUCAUCGACGCCGUGGCCGACUUUGACGCCACCCAACAAUUGAAGCCGGUGGCGUUCCCCGGUGGCAACUGGGAAGACAACAAGAAGGCCCACCCCCGCGUCGACGCCAAGAAGGUGUUGGUGUUGGGCUCCGGCGGGUUGCUGAUUGGCCAGGCCGGUGAGUUCGACUACUCGGGUUCGCAAGCGAUCAAGGCGUUGAAGGAAGAAGGCAUCUACACCGUGUUGAUCAACCCCAACAUCGCCACCAUCCAAACGUCAAAGGGGUUGGCCGACAAGGUCUACUUUUUGCCCGUCACCCCCGAGUUUGUCCGCAAGGUGAUCAAGCACGAACGUCCCGACGGGAUCUACUGUACCUUCGGGGGUCAAACGGCGUUGCUGGUGGGUAUUGCUCUUAAAGACGAGUUCGAACUGUUGGGGGUUAAGGUGUUGGGUACCCCCAUCGACACCGUCAUCACCACCGAAGACAGAGAGUUGUUCGCGCUGGCGAUGCUUGAAAUCAACGAAAAGUGUGCCCGCUCGGAAGCCUGUAACAACAUCGACGAGGCCGUCGCCGCCGCCAACGCCAUCGGCUACCCGUUGAUCGUCAGAGCCGCGUUUGCCCUCGGUGGUUUGGGCUCGGGUUUCGCCGACAACGAACAACAGCUCAGAGACUUGUGCUCGAAGGCGUUCGCGGUGCUGCCCCAAGUGCUUGUGGAACGGUCGAUGAAGGGGUGGAAGGAAGUUGAAUACGAAGUGGUCCGUGACGCCUACGACAACUGUAUCACCGUGUGUAACAUGGAAAACUUCGACCCGUUGGGGAUCCACACCGGGGACUCGAUCGUCGUUGCCCCCUCGCAAACCCUUUCCGACGAGGACUACAACAUGUUGAGAACCACCGCUGUCAACGUCAUUCGCCACUUGGGUGUGGUCGGUGAAUGUAACAUCCAGUACGCGUUGAACCCGUUCUCGAAGGAAUACUGCAUUAUCGAAGUCAACGCCCGGUUGCUGAGAUCGUCGGCCCUCGCCUCUAAGGCUACCGGUUACCCCCUUGCUUACACCGCCGCUAAGUUGGGUCUCAACAUCCCCUUGAACGAGAUCAAGAACUCCGUCACCAAGAAGACUUGUGCCUGCUUCGAGCCGUCGUUGGACUACGUCGUCGUCAAGAUCCCCCGCUGGGACUUGAAGAAGUUUACUCGGGUGCUGUCGCUUUUGCUGUCGCUGAUGAAGUCUGUGGGUGAAGUGAUGGCCAUUGGUCGUACCUUUGAAGAAGCCAUCCAGAAGGCGAUUCGCUCGACUGACUACCACAACUUGGGUUUCAACAAGACCGAAGGCGCCUUGAUGCUGAUUGACAUUGAUACCGAGUUGCAAACGCCCUCCGACCAACGUCUCUACGCCAUCGCCAACGCCCUCGCCGACGGCUACUCGGUGGACAAGGUGUGGCGUCUCACCAACAUCGACAAGUGGUUCCUCAACAAGUUGGACGGCCUCAUCAAGUUCGGUAACAAGAUUGCUGGUUUUGGUUCCCUCGAACAAUUGCCCCCCGCCAUCCUUAAGCAGGCGAAGCAAUUGGGCUUUGAAGACCGUCAAGUGGCUAAGUUCCUCAACCUGAACGAAGUCGCUGUUCGUCGGGUGCGUAAGGAAAACGGCAUCAUCCCCUUCGUCAAGCAAAUCGAUACCGUCGCCGCCGAGUUCCCCUGUUACACCAACUACUUGUACAUCACCUACAACGCCGACUCCAGUGACGUCGACUUCAACGACCACGGGGUCAUCGUCCUCGGUUCCGGGGUCUACCGUAUUGGGUCGUCGGUGGAAUUCGACUGGUGUGCCGUGCGUGCCAUCCGUACUUUGCGUGAAAACGGGUGCAAGACGAUCAUGAUCAACUACAACCCCGAAACCGUGUCCACUGACUACGACGAAGCCGACCGCUUGUACUUUGAAACCAUCAACUUGGAACGGGUGUUGGACAUCUACGACCUCGAAGAGCUGGCGGGGGUCAUCAUCUCCAUGGGUGGUCAAACCUCCAACAACAUCGCCCUCUCGUUGCACCGUCAAAACGUCAAGAUCUUGGGGACGCUGCCGGAAAUGAUCGACUCGGCGGAAAACCGGUACAAGUUCUCGCGGAUGUUGGACCAAAUCGGCGUCGACCAGCCGGCGUGGAAGGAGUUGACCUCGAUCGCCGAAGCCGAAGAGUUUGCGGAAAAGGUGCUGUACCCCGUGCUUGUGCGCCCUUCGUACGUGCUUUCCGGUGCCGCCAUGAACACCGUGUACUCGCGGGCCGACUUGGCGCUGUACUUGUCGCAAGCUGUGGAUGUGUCGCCUGACUACCCCGUUGUCAUCACCAAGUACAUUGAGAACGCUAAGGAAAUCGAAAUGGACGCUGUGGCUAAGGACGGGAAGAUGAUCAUGCACGUGGUGUCGGAACACGUCGAAAACGCCGGUGUCCACUCCGGUGACGCCACCCUCGUCGUGCCUCCUCAAGACUUGGACCCUAAGACCGUUGAACGCAUUGUUGAAGCUACUGCUAAGAUCGGGAAGGCCUUGGACAUCACUGGUCCUUACAACAUCCAGUUCAUCGCCAAGGACAACGACAUUAAGGUCAUCGAGUGUAACGUGCGGGCGUCGCGGUCGUUCCCCUUCAUCUCCAAGGUGGUGGGCACCGACUUGAUUGAAAUGGCCACCAAGGCGAUCAUGGACAUGCCCGUGACUCCCUACCCCGGGGAAAAGUUGCCUGAAGACUACGUUGCCGUCAAGGUGCCGCAAUUCUCGUUCUCGCGGUUGGCUGGUGCCGACCCCGUUCUCGGGGUGGAAAUGGCCUCUACCGGUGAAGUCGCCUGUUUCGGCCACAACAAGUACGAAGCCUACCUCAAGUCGUUGAUCUCCACCGGGUUCAAGUUGCCGAAGAAGAAUGUGUUGUUCUCGAUUGGUUCCUACAAGGAAAAGCAAGAACUCUUGCCGCUGAUUGCUAAGUUGCACGAAAUGGGGUACAAGAUCUUCGCCACCGCCGGUACUCUGGACUUCAUCAAGGACCACGGCAUCCCCGUCCAAUACCUUGAAGUGUUGCCUAAGGACUCCGAAGACGAACAGAAGCUGGAAUACUCGUUGUCGCAACACUUGGCCAACAACUUGAUCGACCUUUACAUCAACUUGCCCUCGGCCAACCGUUUCCGUCGUCCCGCUUCGUACAUGUCUAAGGGUUACGAGCUGAGACGUAUGGCUGUCGACUACCUGGUGCCCCUUGUCACUAACGUCAAGUGUGCCAAGUUGUUGGUGGAAGCCAUCGCCCGCAACAUCGAGUUGGAAGUGGGUGCCAUCGACUUCCAGCUGCUGCUGAAGACCGCCACCAUCCCCGGUCUCGUCGACGUCGCCACUCAGUUGUCGCUGGGCGCCGACGCCGCUGCUGUCACCAAGGACGCGUUGCUGGCGGGUAUCACUUUCACCCAGUUCCCGCUCUCGACCUCGGUCGACAUCGACGACCUGUACACCGACUACUCGGUGGCGCUGACCAACACCGACGUCGCCUACUUGCCUCUCCACUCGAUCAAGGACGACUUGAUGGCGUUGGGCCACAACUUGGGCGACAACCCUCGCUUCCCUAUCUUGUCGGACGCUAAGGGCACCCACUUGGCGGCGGUGCUCUUGUUGGCGCUGUUGCACAACCGCGCCGUCCACAUCACCGGCGUCGUCUCCCAAGCCGACUUGAAGGUGGUGCUGUUGGCUAAGCAGCGCUUGCAAGUGACCUGCGACGUCAAGAUCGCCGACUUGUUCGCUGAAGGCAACGCUUACUUGUGGGACCACUUGGACGACAUCGACUGCUUCUCCAUCGGCACCAACCACUCCCAGGCGAUGAACCAAGUGUACACUGCCAUCAACAAGGGUAAGCUCUCGGUGGCCCAAGUGGUGGAAAAGUUGCACGACCGCCCCGUCGCCAUCUUUGGCUUCCCUAAGCAAGACGCCGUCGUUGAAGUCGACCUCGAACGCCCCGCCGUUGACCGGGUGCUGGUUGACGGCGAAACCGUGUGCUUGGACCACGAAGUCGUCAUCGACGCCCACGGCCAAGCCCAGGCCCACGGCCCCAUCCGCAAGCUGCUGAUUGUCGACAAGCGUCUGUCGCUGUUCUCGCUGGACCGUCGCCCUCUGGUGGUGGCGCCCCAACCCAAGGACGACUUGGAACGCUUGGGCUCGGAAUUGGUGCUGGCUCAGCCUCUGUUCACCACUGACGGCCGGGACGACGGGUUGAGAGCCUACUUGCGCCGCAACAACCGCUUCGUGCGCGACCUGGUGUUGCUGGUCAAGGAAUUUUCUCGCCUGGACUUGCACACUUUGUUCACCGUCGCCCAGGAAAUGAGACUUGCCGUUGAACGUGAAGGCGUCCUCGACUUGCUCAAGGGCCGCGUGCUCGCCACCAUAUUCUACGAGCCUCUGACCCGCACCUGCUCGCUGUUCGACGCCGCCAUGCAACGUCUUGGUGGUCGUGUGGUCCUGGUGGACGCCCUGCUGCUGCUGGUGAAGAAGGGUGAGACUCUCCAAGACACCAUCCGCACCUUGGCCUGCUACGCCGACGCCAUCGUGUUGAGACACCCUCUGGAAGACUCCGCUGACAUUGCUGCCAAGUACUCGCCGGUGCCCAUCAUUAACGGUGGCAACGGUACCAAGGAACACCCUACUCAAGCCUUGCUCGACUUGUUCACCAUCCGUGAAGAAUUGGGCUCGGUGAACGGCAUCACUGUCACCUUCAUGGGUGACUUGAAGAACGGCAGACCCGUGCACUCGUUGUGCCACUUGUUGAAACACUACCAGUGCCGCGUGCAAUUGGUGUCACCGAGAGAAUUGCUGUUGCCCGACGACAUCCGCGAAAUGUUGGUCCGCAACAACAUGUUGGUGCUGGAGCUGGAAAAGUUGACCGACGACAUCGUCGCCAAGACCGACGUGUUGUACUGCACUCGGGUCCAAGCUGAACGCUUCGAAGACCCCGCUCAGUACGAACGUUUGAAGGACACCUACGUCGUCAACAACCGCAUCUUGACCGCCGCCAAGCAACACAUGUGUGUGAUGCACCCCUUGCCUCGUACCAACGAGAUCAGCGAGGAAGUUGACUUUGACCAAAGAGCCGCUUACUUCCGCCAAAUGCGUUACGGCUUGUUCGUGAGAAUGGCGCUCUUGGCCAUGGUCAUUGGCAUUGACUUUUAA